GCAUCGUAAGUCAGUGUGUCGCUAGCGUUGUGAGGCGCAGGACGUGUGACGAUGUGAUUUAUACGAACAAUAAUAAUAUUAGUAUAAAAUGUUAAUACUAUAUGUGUUGUGUAUAUUAGUUUCUCAGUAUGGUCAAGUUCAUGGACAAAAUAAUUGCAAUAAUCCAAAUGGAAAAAUUGGUACGUGUAUACCGAUCAAGAAUUGCCAACCGUUGAUAGAUCUAGUCACAAAACAGGGUAGAACCGAAGCGGAGACACAGUAUUUGAUAAAUUCAAGGUGCGGAUCCCUCGAUACUAUAAAGGUGUGUUGUGUGACGGAGUCGAGGGAAUUGGAAGAUCCGAGAUGCUUCAACCCUGACGGCAACCAGGGCAUCUGCACUGAAGUCACGACCUGCCCGUCCAUCACAAAACUCCUUAUAACACCGAUAUCAGCAAGUAAUCUAGAGUUUAUUAGAAACUCAAGAUGCCUAGGACCAGCAAAAUAUAGUGUAUGUUGCGGGCCUGACCACGUGAAGAAAGCUGUAAUGAAGAACUGCCAGCCGUCAGCAGCGCCUCCAGAUACGCGAAGUGAUUGCUGCGGUCUAGACGCUUUCUCGGGAAAUAGGAUCUACGGUGGGAACGACACCGCAAUAGAUCAGUAUCCAUGGAUAACUCUGAUAGAGUACAGGGAUAAACACAAUAGAAUAAAACUACUCUGUGGAGGUGCUCUUAUAAGUUCCAAGUACGUGUUGACGGCUGGGCAUUGCGUCACCGGACCUGUUCUGAACAUCGGACAACCAGAAAAUGUAAGACUCGGUGAAUACAACACAACGAAUGACGGUCCGGAUUGUGUUGAAAUACCAAUGGAAGUGAAAGAUUGUACAGACGGAGUGGUCGUGAUACCGAUCGAGAAGAUUAUACCACACAAGGGUUACAACCCGGAGGCGGUAUUAAAGCGGGAUGAUAUUGCUUUGAUAAGAAUGGCGAGCUAUGCACCGUUUACAGAUUUCAUUAGACCGAUCUGCCUUCCGACUUCGGAUGUUACACUGUCUCAAAAGGAUUUGGUUUUCUACGCCGCUGGUUGGGGAGCGGUAUCGAUCGACGAGAGAUUCAGCGCUAUUAAACUUCACGUUGAUUUACCAUUUAGACCGUUAGAGGAAUGUAAAAAGGCCUACAACGUUUCCAGCAGAAAAAUAGAACUAUGGAAUCGUCAGUUGUGUGCUGGAGGUGUGAAGGGGAAGGACACCUGCAGAGGAGACUCCGGUGGGCCUCUGAUGUAUGACAACGGCAGGUCUUACUCCGUCAUAGGAGUCGUCAGUUUUGGCCCCUCGCCGUGCGGCUUAGAGAACGUGCCGGGAGUUUAUACCAAGGUCUACGAAUAUCUGCCGUGGAUAAGGACCAACAUUAAACCGUGACCACAAAAGUAAAAUAUUAGAUUAAAAACGAGACCAAAAUUUAUAAUUAAUAAGAUUGUUGGGACAUUUGUGCGACAACAAUAUAUAGAGGAAAAGCCAAGAUCGGUGACGUCUGAUGUUUUGAAGAAAUAAAUGUGAUAUUAAACUUAAUAAAUUUAAUCAAUUCGUUAUAUGUCCGAGCUGUCGGUUUUGUGGAAUAGUCAAUGUCGUUGAUAAGUGAUAAAAAAUACUAUAACCAAAAUGGCACCCUGGGAUACACAUUAUAAGAAGAAUGUAAAGAAACUGCUUGUAUAUAUGGAAUUAUAAAAAAAAAUCAACAAAAGCUUACAUAGUGUAUUACUUUAAUCUAUUUUUAAUUCUAUAAUAAAUUUUUAUUAUUAGC
This is a messenger RNA of Danaus plexippus (monarch butterfly), 1775 nucleotides long. RefSeq names its product phenoloxidase-activating enzyme-like. Gene Ontology annotation, molecular function: serine-type endopeptidase activity. The coding region runs from base 89 to 1393 and encodes 434 amino acids. NCBI's taxonomy places the organism in Eukaryota, Metazoa, Arthropoda, Insecta, Lepidoptera, Nymphalidae. The record is from RefSeq and is a predicted model, not a curated record. The transcript has 8 exons. Gene Ontology annotation, biological process: proteolysis.